Messenger RNA from Aspergillus caelatus, 2513 nucleotides. It is a transcript of the gene skn7, whose product is annotated as putative stress response transcription factor SrrA/Skn7. The record is from RefSeq and is a predicted model, not a curated record. Lineage: Eukaryota; Fungi; Ascomycota; Eurotiomycetes; Eurotiales; Aspergillaceae. The transcript is spliced from 5 exons. The coding region runs from base 177 to 2030 and encodes 617 amino acids. Gene Ontology annotation, biological process: phosphorelay signal transduction system; regulation of DNA-templated transcription. Gene Ontology annotation, molecular function: DNA-binding transcription factor activity; phosphorelay response regulator activity; sequence-specific DNA binding.
AGGUGCGGAAACUUUACAAGUGAGUUUGAUCUUCUCCUUUUUGUCUCUCUCCCUCCGAGCUCUCCCGUCGACCCGACUCAUUGCCACUCUAUGCCCUCCUGUUCAAGAUGCUCUCGUUUAAGACUUUGGACGGCUUCUUCCUUUCUUGAUCUGGUCACUGACCUUUCUUUCCCAGAAUGCUGGAGGAUCCGUCCUACGCGGAGAUUGUGCGGUGGGGUGAUGAAGGGGACAGUUUUGUCGUCUUGGAGUGCGAAAAAUUUACGAAAACUAUCCUUCCUAAACAUUUCAAACAUAGCAACUUCGCCAGCUUUGUACGACAAUUAAACAAAUACGACUUCCACAAAGUGAGACAAAAUAAUGAAGAGAAUGGGCAAUCACCGUACGGCCAGAAUGCGUGGGAAUUCAAGCACCCCGAAUUCCGAGCGAACAGCAAAGAAUCACUUGACAAUAUUCGACGGAAGGCGCCUGCCCCUCGGAAACAGGCCCAAAACAACGAAGAUUCCGUUCCAACGCAACAGAUCGAUCUCUUAAACCAGCAAAUAGUGGCGCAGCAGCAACAAAUUCAGCAUCUCUCUGAUCGUUAUGCACAAUUAACUGUCGACCAUCAGAUCAUGCUGCAGGAGGUUAUGAGAGUCCAGAAAACAGUCCUCAACCAUGAACAUGUCAUCCACCAACUGAUGACAUAUCUACUAUCAGUGGAUGCUCGUCAACGGCGAGACAGUAAAGCGUCCGGACCGUUCGCGCAAGGUCAAGGGGGCUCAAGCUUAAGCCCUUCCCAGGUGGCGUCCAUGGACGAUGAGCCUUCGUCGCCCUUGCAGCACGCCUCGAAGCUUCUCAACGAUAUGAAUGCCGAAAUUCAGUUCAAUCUCGGCGGCCUUGAUUCGUUAGGGGAGCCACCCAAAACAGGUCCCGUCGUGGCCACGACGCCCGCAAUGGAUGCUGCCCCGCGGAAUGGGGUGGUGCGACCGCCGAAUGCAGCCGCUGCGACCCCUGCAAACCCAACCAAUCCGACGAAUACCGCGACCACAGCAUUAGUUUAUCCGAAGAUGAACGGCGAGAUUGAACCUGUCGUGUACCCUGUGGGUGCUACUAAUGGUAUCGAUCCGAUGUACAGCGAGCAUGUCAAUAAUGUGCCAUACCCAAUGCCGCCCAAGCAAGAAGUCGACGACGCUCGGAGACAGUUCGCAGACAAUCGGAAGAAGAGUACGAAUGUUGACCCGGGUUGGAUGCGUAGUCCGCAUAUCUUGCUAGUCGAAGAUGAUGCGACGUGUCGUCAAAUUGGCGGAAAGUUUCUAUACUCCUUUUCUUGUGUCAUUGAUACUGCUUUCGACGGACUCGAGGCGGUGAACAAAAUACAAGAUGGCUCGAAGUACGAUCUUAUUCUGAUGGAUAUAAUUAUGCCCAACCUGGACGGUGUCUCAGCAUGUCAUCUCAUUCGGCAGUUUGAUAGGACGCCGAUCAUUGCCAUGACAUCCAACAUCCGGAGUGAUGACAUUCAGCUUUACUUCCAGCAUGGAAUGGAUGAUGUUCUUCCCAAGCCCUUCACGCGAAAGAGUCUUCUGGAUAUGUUAGAAAAACACCUGGUUCAUCUGAAGACCAUGCCGCAAGGCAUGGAAACGGCCCAACCCGCGGCGGCGGUAACAAUGGCUGCACAGAGCUCGGCAGCCCAGUCUGUCAAAGAGGAUAGUUCUCCCAGCCAGUCGCCAGCUACGUCCAUAAACAAUUGGCAAACACCCGGCCAAUUCCAGGGCAUGGCCACAGUUCACCCUAAUCUGCAACAGGUGCAAGGUCAAUAUGUACCUGCAACUCCUGCUACUGCCACUGCAUAUGCCGUAGACCAAAAUGGGGUGCAGUAUCCGACAGCUCCUGUGGCCCUCACGGCUGCGGCUGCAGCACGGCCGCAACCACGACGGCAGGUCUCCGACAUGGCCAGUGCUGCCGAAACCCCCAAUCUCGCCAAGCGUCAGCGUGUAUAUGCGCCCCAACCUCAAGCGAUGGUCAACCCCGUACAGGCUGCACGGACUGGCUGAGCCUCGCCAUCUCCUCAAUGCUGUAUAUCUCCCAAUCAACAAACUAACAAACUACCUCUCUUGCAUUCCCCUCCGUGUAUCCUCAAUCACUAUAUUCCCCCUUCAUGAUUGCUAUCUUGGUUAUAAUGAGAUCUCUACCCGUACGAUACCGUUGACCCCUGGGUGGACUUUUGAUAGCUUACGGCGUUUAUGAGGCCUUCGGUUGUUUGUCUUUUGUUUCUCGCGGAUACUCUCAGCAGAAAUGUUCGUGUCGUUUAUAAAGGGAUAUAAGGGAGUUGAACCAUAUUAGGGCCUGGGCAUUCAGACUGUUUUGGUGUACUGUUGCUGUAAUUAGUUGAACAUGUUACGUGGGUAAAAUUGUCCUUCGAGUGGGAUAUCCACGUUGGCGCAAUUUAUGAUGUUUCGCCUUGGAACACAAUUUGAUGGUGCUUACAUACUAGCUAGCUAGCUGUACCUACUAAAAAUACAGAACACACGCAACCA